Alternaria ventricosa is the source of this 1188-nucleotide messenger RNA. RefSeq lists its product as uncharacterized. The coding region runs from base 1 to 1188 and encodes 395 amino acids. The transcript is spliced from 3 exons. NCBI's taxonomy places the organism in Eukaryota, Fungi, Ascomycota, Dothideomycetes, Pleosporales, Pleosporaceae. The record is from RefSeq and is a predicted model, not a curated record.
AUGGGUGUCGAUACUGUCAUCUCGACCGUACUGGGCAAUCCCCAACUCCGCCUAAUAGAAGCGGCUGUACAGUGCCGGGUUCGUCGCUUUGCACCUGCGGAAUUCGAAGGUCAGCCAGUUCAGCGAGGCCAGAACGCGCUCCUCGAUCGCGGCCGAAACUCUGCGAUGGCCUUACUGCACCACUACCGCACCAACAUACAGUAUACGGUCUUUGUCUGUGGCAUACUGUAUGAGCGCUUCUCGGUGAACGGGAUGAUGUCUCAUCGCCUUGGGACUCAUAGCGGCUAUGGCAACGAGGGAGACUUCAUCGCCGACCCACGGCAAAUGACUUCGAUGGCACCGAUCUACGACGCAAAUCAAAACCUCUCCUGUAUCUGCCUGACAUCCGCAUACGACGUGGCACAGUUCGUGGUUCGUGCCCUCGACAUGCCAACUUGGCCUUCCGAGAUGAGCAUGUGUGGUGAGCGUAUGACUGUCCAUGCCUUGGUCGAGGCUAUCAGGGCGUGCCGAAACCGACCAUGGGCUAGCAUCGACUACCAAGCCCCUGCCAGUACGCAGGUGUUCUUUACAACAUUCAUGCAGUUGCUGACCGACUGCGCAGAUCUCGAGUACCAAAUGACGAUGGCUCAACUAGGAGGAGACACAGCCGGACAGAGGCGGCUCGCACCGCUCCUCGCGACAGCAGAGGGGCGCUAUGAUUUUGCGGUACCCGCCUACCUCAACUCAGUCUACCCAGACGUGCAGGUCACUCGUUUCCAAGACUGGUUCCUGCGCAACUGGGCCUCGAUACCCACAAACACAUUCAAAAUGGUUUCUUCUCAGCAAGGCUACGCUCCCACCACCGUCGACAUGAAGGGUAACACCCAAGCUGUCAACGAGGCUCAGUCCAACCUCCCUCUCCCCGAGCAGCCCCCUGUCGCCUCCGACUUCAACUCUGCCGAUGCCAGCACCGUCAACGUUGGCUCCGGUCGCCAAGAAGCCUCUUUCGCCUCCGGCGGUGGUGCCAUCCGCGAACCCGCUGUCGGUGCUGGCGGUGUUUCCGGACGUGAGGCCAAGGAUGGCCUUGGUGGCAUCCCCAACGACGCUGUCUCGCGCGAGGCUAAGGACAAGGCUGGUCUUGCCGACACCACCAACAAGGACUACGGAUACCCACAGAAGAACGACCCCAGCUCGGGCGCCAAGCAGUAG